AUCCGCGGAAGCACAGAUCAUAUGGGAUUUAGAAAUCCGAGGGAAUGCAUACAGAUCGGCUGGGAUUUAGAAAUCUGCAGGAGCGUAUACAGAGCAGCUAGGAUUUAGAAAUCCGCGGAAGCGCAUAAAUAUCAGCUGGGAUUUAGAAAUCUGAAGAAGCGUUUACAAAUCAUCUGGGAUUUAAAAAUCCGCGGAAGCACAUACAGACCAGCUGGGAUUUAGAAAUCUGAAGGAGCGUAUACAGGAGCAGCUGGAAUUUAGAAAUCCGCGGAAGCGCAUACAGAUAAUCUGGGAUUUAGAAAUCCGCGGAAACGCGUACAGAUCUGCUGGAAUUUAGACAUCUCCGGAACGUUAAAACUCCACCAAGAUUGCGAAAUGGACAAUGGAGGAGCGGAGGGAUACGCAUUUGUAGACAGGAGCUGACUGUUCAAUCACCUCGAACCCCCUUAUCCAACAAUGAGACACAUCAUGAGUAGCUGCUACUGCAUUAGCAAAUGUGCACAAAUAACUAAACACACUCCUUGUCAAUAACAUCGCCCCGUGUGUGCGCGUGGCCUUACAAGGACAUUAAUAGUCGAGCAUCGGCCCUUCUCCAUGGCACACUGUCCAGCCCUGUGUGACCGCUGUUGUAUAACGACGACCCCGCUGAUGUGCAUGAUGACGAUGUGGACAGGAUUCACUGCUCCUCCUCCUCCUCCUCGUCGCCACCAGCACCAGCAGCACCAGCAGCACCAUGGUGCAGCUCGGGAAACCGCGAGUCAAAGAGCCCAAGGAGCCCAAGGGGAGCCAGGAGGGGGGAGGGCCCCCUCCCCAGGGUGGGGGCCCCCCGCCGGGCCUCACCGUCCUCGACGUGGAGCAGCUCGAGCACUCCGUGUGCGAGGAGAGCCCCGUGAAGACGCGCACGGCGUUCGACCCGGCGCGCGAUGGCCGCCUGCACCGCGUCACGGAGCUCACCAUCGACAUCGGAGAGGCGGCCUCCGACAGAUUCAAGGCCACGGUGCUGAUCUUCUUCGCGCUCGCGUUUCUCUCCUGCGUCGUGUUCCUCGUCGUCUACAAGGUCUACCGCUACGACCAGGCCUGCCCCGGGGGCUUCAUCGUCAAGCACAACCGCUGCGUGCCGGGGGGCGCCGUCCACUCUGGGGGGGGCGCGGGGAGCCUCGACGCUCGCUUCUACUCGCUCGUGGCCCACUCGGCGCAUUCCCGCUCCACGCUGCCACGCUCCGUCUCUCCUUGGAUCGCGUCGCUCUUCACGCACAGCAGGCAACACAACGGCGCCGGCUAGGAGGGCCCCGCGGGCGGUGGUGAUGGUGGCACGGUGGAGCCAGAUUCAUCCCCCGCAUCAUCAUCCUCAUCAUCACCAGCACCCCACUCAUGCCUGGCUACACUCACUCGAUCACCUACUCACUCACCUCCACAUCACUCUGCUAUAGCUACUACACGUGGACUUCACACAUCAAUUCCCCCACCAUUGUCGAGGACUCGGACGACCAGACUACCACUCGCCCACUGAAACACUCCCUCACCCCUUCGUCACCCACUCAUACAUUUACUCACCUACUCACUCAUCUGCAUAUCACUCUUUUAUCGCUACUACCAUAUUCUUAGGUUUUUUCGGUAAAGUCACGUAGGUAAAACAUUUAAAUUAAUAAAAGUAAAAUAAAACAAAAUCAAAAAU
Messenger RNA from Lethenteron reissneri (Far Eastern brook lamprey), 1675 nucleotides. Its product is annotated as neuronal vesicle trafficking-associated protein 1-like. Gene Ontology annotation, biological process: clathrin coat assembly; endosomal transport. Gene Ontology annotation, molecular function: clathrin light chain binding. Gene Ontology annotation, cellular component: endosome; membrane. NCBI's taxonomy places the organism in Eukaryota, Metazoa, Chordata, Hyperoartia, Petromyzontiformes, Petromyzontidae. The record is from RefSeq and is a predicted model, not a curated record.